Glycine soja is the source of this 1437-nucleotide messenger RNA. Its product is annotated as growth-regulating factor 4-like. NCBI's taxonomy places the organism in Eukaryota, Viridiplantae, Streptophyta, Magnoliopsida, Fabales, Fabaceae. The record is from RefSeq and is a predicted model, not a curated record. The coding region runs from base 185 to 1141 and encodes 318 amino acids. Gene Ontology annotation, biological process: regulation of DNA-templated transcription; developmental process; DNA-templated transcription. Gene Ontology annotation, cellular component: nucleus. The transcript has 3 exons. Gene Ontology annotation, molecular function: ATP binding.
GAGGAAAGAAGUAAUUAGGUGAAGAGUGAUGAUAAUAAUUACAGAGAGGAGUAGAUGAGGGUUGCAAUAAAGGGAGAAGAAACCAAACCUACUCACUCACCUAAACUAAACUAAACUAAACAAAAGAGAAAUAAAUAAUAAAAAGGAGAAGAUGAUUUAGAAAUUGGUUUGUGAAGAGAAGAGGAUGAAUAAGAGUGGGGGAGGAGAGAUGAGUAAGUGGCCGUUCACAAUGUCUCAGUGGCAGGAACUGGAACAUCAAGCUUUGAUUUACAAAUACAUGGUGGCUGGUCUUCCUGUCCCUCCUGAUCUAGUCCUUCCCAUUCAGAACAGCUUCCACUCCAUUUCCCAAACCUUCUUGCACCAUCCCUCUACCACCAUGAGUUAUUGUUCCUUCUAUGGGAAGAAGGUGGACCCGGAGCCAGGACGAUGCAGGAGGACUGAUGGGAAAAAGUGGAGGUGCUCCAAGGAAGCCUACCCAGACUCCAAGUACUGUGAGCGACACAUGCACCGUGGCCGCAACCGUUCAAGAAAGCCUGUGGAAUCACAAACUAUGACUCAGUCAUCAUCUAAUGUGUCAUCAUUGACUGUAACUGCUGGCAGCAGCAGCAGUGCAACUGGAAAUUUCCAUAACCUUACCACCACAAAUGCAUAUGGUAAUCCCCAAGGGACUGGUUCUGGAUCAGACCAAACCCACUAUCACAUGGAUUCCAUUCCCUAUGGGAUCCCAAGUAAAGAAUACAGGUAUUUUCAAGGACCUAAAUCUGAGGGAGGUGAACAUAGUUUCUUGUCCAAAACUUUAGGAAGCAACAAGGUUCUUCACAUGGAGUCACAGAUGGAUAACACUUUGAUGCCAACCAGUGGAGUUGCCUCAUUCUCUACAUUGAGAUCAAAUAAUAAUUCCAUGUUGCAGGGUGAUUAUCUGCAGCCUUCUUUCUUAUCUAGUGAGUAUGCCUCAGCAGAAACUGUGAAGCAAGAGGGUCAGUUCCUUCGACCUUUCUUUGAUGAAUGGCCUAAAAGGAGGGACUCAUGGUCUGGUCUGGAAGAUGAGGGAUCCAACCACACUCAACUCUCAAUAUCCAUUCCUAUGUCAGCAUCAAAUUUCUCUACAACUAGCUCUCAUUCCCCACAUGGUGAGAUUUAAAUUAGGCCAUGUUGAAUGAAACCACCUGAAUCCUGUAAUUAUAUUGCUGCAGACAACUAAGAACCGCCCCUUUGGGUUCUGAAAGGACCAAAGAGCCCCUUUAGUUUCGACUCUAGCUCCCGUGUUUUGUGCACUUUCUGUUGAGCAAGUUGUCUACCACUGUGGAACUUCAUCUGGUGGGUGGAUUUUAAUAGAAUCCAUCAACUUUCUUGUUUUCCGUCUAAUGAACAAACAACAGUAUUUUGUCCUGAUUUAAUGGAUGUUGAAUGAAGUUGCUGGUUUUGUUCAUGAAUUAA